This is a messenger RNA of Amoebophrya sp. A120, 2811 nucleotides long. The record is from the annotation of a GenBank genome assembly. NCBI's taxonomy places the organism in Eukaryota, Dinophyceae, Syndiniales, Amoebophryaceae.
ACUGAAGGAAGCAGUUACUCACGUCUUCACGCUCGAACGCCUGGAGAUUCCCGUGACGAAAAAAUCAAAACUGCAUGUAGACUGGGGCUAUAGCAAAUCUCAAGGUAACAUCGCAUCGGAAAAAACGGAGUACUGUCGAGCUUUAUUGUCCUACCUGCGCUUGCUCGUGAAUCCAGAGACCAACUCCGGCUUCAAGGAAACCGACCGGCUUCUCAAGAAAUAUCUUUCUGAAACAGAAACAAGCGAUGGCGUGGCCCGCUGUAGCGACGAUGAUCAGCGACGAUUUACAGUAGCCGUGCUUCGCGUCCGGCUCAGACUUUGGUGGAAUGGCAGGAUGGACGGUUUGGUCGAAGAGACAACUGAAUUGCUGGCCAAGGUCAAAGCCCUACGUAACCGCGCGGACAAACGAGCAGAAGGUGAGUUUUACGCGAACAGAUGCUUCGUGUCACUCCUGUCAAACGUGGCCGGCGCGUACUUCGAUGAACAGGCCCGACUUCCCGAUUCCCCUCGAAUUUUAGAACUGGAGAAGGAGGUUCGGGACGAAUACGACAGACUUAAAAGGCUGCUUCUACGACCAGGACAUGACACCGAAGCGAACCUGCGACGUGUGGAGUAUUUGGAGAUGUAUGUCCUGCGCAACUCACUAUUUCGCGAGGGCAAAACUCGCCUUACAAAGCGGAACGACGCGUCGGACGAGACGGUGGACCUCCUGCAGCGUGUGCGCCUCAUCUCGCACAGGUUCUUCAAGAAACACGGCACCAAAGACGAGACGGAUCUUGCAUCGCGUUUUCCAGCUCUUCCGGAGUUGGAUGUUUGGGCACGUUGGUUCUUGAUGAGAGCCUACCAGAUGCGACAAGAGGAUGAUAAAAUUCCUCCGCUGAUUAAAGAAAUCGAUGCAACGCGCAAUAGGCACAUGAAGCGAAUUUGUGAGGCUUGGUAUGGCGUGGAAGUCCAAAAGAAGCCCCUGAAUCAAGUCGACAAGCACCUGCUGCAGCAGUACCCCCCGGGAAAGGAUAUCGAUGACUCGAUGCCCGAAACGCUUCGCGAAUUGGUGGAUGCAUUACACUACGCUCAGGAAAGGACCAACGGCGCUAUGAGCCCCGAAGAUGAUCUAGCUGCACAUAUUACACUAUUGAAGAAGCACGAUAUCGGACCAGCAUCUGCUAUAGGCGCUGCGAGGACUAUUCUGACCACGAUUGCAAACGCGGACCAAGGGCGAUCUCAAGGUUGUGGUGCGACUGCGAUUCCGGAAGACGCACGAAGUGAAGCACUUCGGCUCGUCCUUUACCCUCCGUCGCAGCUGCGGCUCCUUGCCACACACACUCACAUGGACUUGCUGAGUAAAGAAAGUCGUUUUCUACACGAUCGACUAGCUCUCUGUCCCAGCAAAGAAGAUAGGGCAGAAUACGCGGGCGGAGCGCUUCCUGGAGGCAUCGAUCAACACAAGAACUGCCAUGUUCUUCUACGGAAUUCGCAAAGGUGGAGCAGUAAGUGGGAACUCGGCCGCUCGGACAAAGGAACGCUGUCUGCAGAUGUCCUUGCAGCUUUUGUCGGAGUCUGUAUGCGAGCAGGAGAAUCCGUCGGCGAAGCUCUUACGCCUGGUCGUGAUUCAGAAGGAAAGACAGUUUCUAACACAAAUGAGCCUGGCAAAUCCGGAGUUCAAGAAGUUAACGCGGAUGCCCGCCAAGCUGCCCGAUCUGCUGGACGACGAAGAGCUCCGGCUCGACCUGUUACGUGCCGCAGACGAAUCCAAAUUCCUCCCAACGCUGCCGCAGGGAAUUUGGCACGGAAACCUCGAGGAAACGGCCGACCUUUCCCCCGAGGAGCAGCGGAAGGUUCGCGUUCUCGCGAUCCGGAAGCUGCUUGAGGACCGCGAGGCUGAAAUUUUGGGGCAGAGCGCUGCCGACGAAGCAGGUGGUGGCGGCAACGGCGAAUCUGAUGAUUGCUUUUCCCUGUUCCGCGACGACGUUCUCCAGAGACUGUUUCAGGCCGGAGCGUAUUUGUCGCAGUACUAUGCGCAAAAAGACACAUUUCUAGCAGAAGAGAAGGUGCAAAGGCUGCGAGAGGCGAAAUCGCUUCAGAAGGCAGCGGAAGUGGCGGAUCAAGAAUGUAUGCGAUGGUGUCAUCCGUCACUGCCCGCAGGCUGCAUCACAGAGCAUGAAGCAGUUCCGCUUGUGAGAAGGGAUCACGGAGUAUCGGGUGGGAAGAAUGGAAGUGGAGCAGCAAGAACCGCGAAGUGGUAUGCCUUUCUAGGAUCCGGAUAUCGAGACAACCCAGUUUACAAAACGGCACUAGACCAGGGGUUCGCUCGGAGAUUCGAUGACGGCGCAGGGGUGAAGUUGCUGCAAAAUCGGUUGCUGGAGCUCAAGGUUGUCGGCAAACACUCUGGACUGAGCAGCAGCAACCGCACUUCGGCAAACUGCGACACGAGGCUGUACACGCAACAAGUGUACCACAACGAAGAAGACUGCAAUUUGAUUAUCUUCGACAAGGAAGGAAAUCACGAGAAGAUAGCGCGUGAAGUUCAGCACGCGGGGCUCAAGUGGAUCCCUGCAUUCUCAGCAACGCCUGAACCAGAGCAAGAGGAAAGCGCGUGACGGUGCUAUCAAGAACACUACACUACGAAGGGCCAGCACUUGCUCGACUUACAUACGCAACCUAACGAAGAAGUCAUUGGUCAUCCCCGUCCCUCCAUUUUUAAAACCUGAAAGAUAAACAGCAUUGGAAAAGUACAAGAACCCCAUUCAAGCGAACAACUCAUUGCCUCUUCAACGCUCUACACAGCUACAUACAUUCAUUCUCCGUACUGAU